This is a messenger RNA of Pezoporus flaviventris, 1172 nucleotides long. It is a transcript of the gene CTXN3, whose product is annotated as cortexin 3. The transcript is spliced from 2 exons. The record is from RefSeq and is a predicted model, not a curated record. The coding region runs from base 469 to 762 and encodes 97 amino acids. Lineage: Eukaryota; Metazoa; Chordata; Aves; Psittaciformes; Psittacidae.
AGUGCACAUGUAAUUCAAUCUGCUAGCCUGGUACUUUUUGUAAUCAAAUUUUGUUUAUUUAAGGUAGGUUUAAAACGUCAAUCACAGCAACUGAGCUGUGAGUGCAUGGAAAUAUCUUUUCUCAAAUAUUUUGUGUAUAGAUGUUUGAGCCUGAAGAAACUUGCCAUGUGUUUUUGUAGCUAAGGAAGUGAGUAAUCACUGAAACUAGUAUGGGUGGUAUAGGAAAAUCAGGCACAUGGUCUUGGCACAGCUGUCUGCUUGCUACAUUCCAUGAGAUAUUUCAUAAUGGAAAACCAAUUGCUCCACUAAUAUAGGAUACCUGGAUAUCAGGCAUAUGGGGUGAAGCACCCAGUUAAGUCACAGGACCUUACAGAUCAGGCCAGUAAAUCCUGAGUGAACAAGAAGGGCGAAAGAAAAUCUCUGGAUAGCAGAGUACAUCUAAAUGGCUUCUACUCUGACCUCAGCAAAAUGAUGAUGAAAAGAAGGCAACUGUGGGAUUAUUCAUUUCACCUUCUCUUGAUGACGGAUGGAGAGGUAUUCACUGCCACUUUUGUGCCAUCUGGGAACAUGACACCAAAUUCCAGCAUGACCCUGGAACAGAAAACAGCGUUUGCCUUUGUGAUUUUAUUAUUUAUAUUCUUGGGAAUCAUUGCUCAUUGCUUCCGAAUUCUCCUUGACCCUUACAGGAGUAUGCCAACCUCAACCUGGGCUGAGGGACUUGAUGGGCUGGAGAAAGGCCAGUUUGACUGUGCUCUUGCCUAGAGACUUAAAAGUAUGUAGGCUUAUUUAUCACUCUGAUUAAAAAAAAAAAAAAAAAAAAAUCCAGGAAUGUCUGUAUUUUUUUUCCUGGUUUGUAGUUUUUAAACAUUACAGGACUUGCAACAUACAAAUGCGCACAUAAUGAAUUUUAUUUUAAUUAAAUACCAAAGCAAAUUAAAUUUUUGGAUCUUCUCCCUGGGAAAAAGAUGAAGGUUGCACUAGCAGAACUUUUCUUCAGAAUUCAUUGGAACAAUAUGUAGUGUAAGACACUAGAGCACAUCUUCUCUUUCAUAGCCUUUUUACCAUUAACACGAGUCUGUGGAGGGACGUGUCUUACAAAGGAUGUAAGAAUGCGUUUUUAUGAUCUGAAUGUAAUAAAUUAGCUUUUCAAGCUCCACAAGACUCUUCUUACU